This is a messenger RNA of Olea europaea var. sylvestris, 506 nucleotides long. RefSeq lists its product as uncharacterized. Lineage: Eukaryota; Viridiplantae; Streptophyta; Magnoliopsida; Lamiales; Oleaceae. The record is from RefSeq and is a predicted model, not a curated record. The transcript is spliced from 2 exons. Bases 40 to 279 code for a protein of 79 amino acids.
CCUAAUGCCUUGAAAAUUCACUCGGUUUUCUCUAGAGCCAUGGCAAUUAACACUUCAAGUCCCAUCUUCAACAUCCUUACAAUAUUUCUCUUCACCUUGGUGGUCUUAACUCCAAUGUUUCCAACAAGUGAUGCUGCUCGAUAUACCACUUUUCAAGAAGUUCUUGCAACCCGGCCCAUAUGCCCGGCUUGUGUAUGCUGCGAACCUCCACCGCCAGGCUCCUGCUGUCGUUGCUGUGCCUCUCCAAUUGUCACUCAGUCUCGGAAUGGUUCGCCGUGAACAACCUUAUUUUCUUCAGGGCAUUUCAUUAAUUUUCCUUGUGUAAUCAAUAAUUGUCUCACAUCAAGAAAAAAAUAAAUCUCCACGGCAAAUUUUGUUAUUUCUUGAUGAAAAACAAAUAAUGCAGCAGUAUGUAUUGAUUGAAUAAUGAAAUGUCUUAAUUCUCAAAUUUAAGCAUAUUUAAGAGUGGUGGUUGAACGUGAAAUAUAUUUAUCUUUCCUUUUUUA